GUUCCUGCUGAAGCGAAUGGAGAUUGGACGCCAGGAAAACUGCAUAUCUCAGCGCCAAGUAUGUAUGCUACGGUCUUGGAAAAACUAGACUUGCAUCCUGGUCACGCGUUCCUUAACAUUGGGUCUGGGACAGGAUGGCUCAGCACCGCCGCGGGGUUCCUGAUCGGUGGGUUUUGUGGCGGAUCGGGCGUUAAUCAUGGAGUGGAGAUACACGAGAAUUUGAUCAAAUUCGCUGAGGACCGACUCGCGGAAACCAUAUUACUUCCUGAAGUCAGCGCCUUCAAUUGGGCCAAGCCAGCAUUUUUUCAUGGUAAUGGCCUUGCCCAAGAACUUUCGCAUUCAAAACACUUCUAUGACCGUGUGUACUGCGGCGCGGCUGUUACAGAAUUACAGACGAUAGCCCAUCUCAUUAAACUUUUGGAAAUUGGCGGGAAACUUAUUGUUCCGUUUAGAAAUAGCCUGACUGCAUACACACGUACAGCAGAAACUGCUUAUUCCUCUGAAGUUCUAAUGGCUUGUCAAUUUGCCGACUUGCUCCCUCCGAAACCCGAUGAUCGGACCGAUUGCCUUCCCUGCGUUAUACGGCCUCCGUCGUUGGCUGACCACUGCCGAAAUGUAAUUCGCGAAAGUCUUCGGAAAAAAGUUAUGGAGAGCUAUCCUGUUUUCAUGCGAAGCAUAGUUGAUACGGAGGGAGCCUUUGGGUACGCUUACAUCCUUUUAUCACUCCUUGUACUAGUUAGUCCUCUGUCAGCAACUUGA
This is a messenger RNA of Strongylus vulgaris, 759 nucleotides long. The record is from the annotation of a GenBank genome assembly. Lineage: Eukaryota; Metazoa; Nematoda; Chromadorea; Rhabditida; Strongylidae.